AUGGUCCUCUACAAGCGGAAGCCGGUGACGAUGAUUCCGGCACCUGCCAAAAUCGACAACAACACCGAGGUCUGGGUCAUGCCCAAAUCAGGCGAAGUCUUUACAGACUAUGAAUCAUAUCUGUCUCGGUAUAAAAAGUUCACAGAUGCCGUCAAUGGCAAGUCCAACUUGACCUUCUUCGCCGCUGUCGAUUCAGAGAACAACAGCUCCAGUGACAUUGACAAGAUCUUUCCUAACGCUCUUCGCGACCCUAUCUUGAGAAAGGUUCAGUUCUCAGAUAUCUCACGCAUAGAUGAGUUGGUGUCUUUCGUCUUUGAGGAAUUCCGCAGCGAGUUUUUCCCCGGUGAGGAAGUGAGCGUCUCUCUCGACAAUGGCGACCAAUUCGAAGGCGUAAUUCGCGAAAAGGCCAAGUUCCCGCAACUGCUCAACCCCGACGGCUCUAUCCAGCGCGCCGCCUUCUCUCGUUACUUUGUCAAGCUCAAUGAUGAACGUGGCGAAGAAGCCCUUCUGGACGACAAGCACAUCAAGAGAAACCGCAAACUCUUCACCAAACAAAACCUAAGGUCUUUCUUAAAGAGCUCGAUACAACGUGACAUGUUCACUGGUGCACCGUGGCUUGUUAAGGAGCAUCUCGCCAGGCAAUACAGGCUACCCAUGGAGAUUCCUCCUCAUCUCGCUCAACGCAUGCAAGCAUCACCUCAGCCUGGCAUGCCUCGCCAACCACAAGGCACUUCGAUCUUCAACAAAGUUAAUGGUCGUAAAGGAAAGAAUCUCACAAUUGGAGACUUCGAGCAAGACGGUUCGCUACAGGGAUAUACUACUCCACCUCUCAAUGGCUCCAAGUUUCCUGGCUAUUCAGCAGCUCCGAUCAAGACAGAGCCUCAGAAGCCUGCUCCUGUACCCAUCAAAUACCCUAUCGAAGAUCUGGAUGUUCCUGCGAGGAAGAAUGAGCUUGUCCGUCCUCAAUUGAAGUUCAUCACGCAGCAGAACCCGGCCGAGGGUGAAAUCCGUAUGGAGUAUGUCGGUCCAUUACUGGAAAUCUGGAACACACUGAAUGUGCACUCUGAAGUACUUAUUCUGGAUGCAUUCACAUUCGACGAUUUCCUGGAAGCAAUCAAGUUCACUUCCGAUGAGGUUACAUGCGAGCUGCUUGAAGAAGCACACUGCGCAGUGCUCAAGACAAUUGUCAACGAGGAGGGCACACUUCAAGUUACUCUACCGGAUAUGAUUGAAGAGGAUUCAUCUGAUGAAGAAAUGGACGAGAGUGAGCCGGCCACUCCUAUUCUGGAUGCACCUGCGCAUGCAACUAGAAGUCGCAUGAGUAACAUCAGCAACAUCGCAGCUGAAGAGACCAACGGAAGAUCCAGCAGAACUCCCGCCGAAGGUCGUCACCGCCCGCAUCGUGUUCCCGAACUACUGGCAAGCUAUGGUUGGGUCGAACGUCUCAAGGCUCGCGAUUUUGCUAAUGGAGGCUGGCAAACAAUUAUGGCAGGUUUGCUUCAUCAACUGUCAUUGAACCCUCGUCAGAAGUCAGAAUGCGACAAGGUAUUGUCCAAACUUGUGCCAUUGGACGAAGACCCGAGCCCUGAGAGUGUUCGAAUCAACUACAUUCGCCUGGACAUUAACCUUCGUAUCUCAGCAUUGCAACUCAUCACUUUGCUUUGUGUUAGCACAAAGACCGUCAGAGGAUAUCUUGAAGAGAUGAGCGAGGAACAGACCAAGAUUCGCAAGGAAAAGCUUGAGCAUCAGAAGGCAAAGAAAGAGAGCGUCGCGAAAUUGGGCGACCUCGAAACCCAGAAGAAAAUCUUGCUUCCGGACAAUCUCCCUGAUUCACCCAAGGAGGAACAAACUGAUCCCAUGGACAUUAGUAUGAGCCAUGUUGAUGAUACUGUGGACACAGUCGAUCUCGCCACCUCUGAUGCUGAAGAAGAAGGUGGUCGUUCUCUCCGACGGGGUAACGAGAGAAAGCGCAAGCGCGACGAAGAUGCCGCUAGACGCGAAAAGCAGCGCGAGGAGAAGAAGGCAAAGACCAACCCCAAGCAGUCCAAGGAGUUCACCAAAUUGCUGAAGGAUAUCGACAAACUUAAGACAGAGAUCUCGAAGCGCGAGAAGGAGAUCGCAGUCUGUGAUGAACAACUCCGCGAGGCUAAUUGUCAGCGUACCAAGGUCCUUGGAAGGGACAGAUUCUGGAAUCGCUACUACUGGUUCGAACGCAAUGGUAUGCCUGUCACAGGACUUACCGAUGGCAGCACUGGUAGUUAUGGUUAUGCCAAUGCGCGUAUCUGGGUUCAAGGACCUGAUGAGAUGGAGCGCUUGGGCUUCAUUGACUUGCCUGAAGAUCUGCAACGCACCUACAUACAAGAUCACGGCCUGUCGGUCCCUGACCGCAAGGCUAAAGACGAAGGUGCUACGAGCCUGCGGACCGCCAAUGAAUGGGGCUACUACGACGAUCCGGAAACAAUUGCCUUGCUGCUGAACUGGUUCGACGAUCGUGGUGUUAGAGAGAAGGCACUGCGCAAGGAGAUGGGCCUUUGGCAGGAACCCAUCACUGGUCAGAUGCGCACUUUGAAGACGCAUCUUGACAGUAUCAACCAGGAGGACGCAGAUGACGAGCCCGUCACGCGUGUGUCGACCAGGAAGAAGACGUACGUCGAUAUUGAAGCGUCCAGUCAACGUUGUCUUAGAUGGAGAAACUUGACAGCCAUUGACAAGAAUGGCCAUUUGCAUUCCGAACAGCCUAAGCCCAAGGAGAAGAAGGGCAAGAAAGAAGCCAAGGGGGUUGCCAAGGUCGUUGCAAAGGGCAAGCCUACCACCAGACAAGGAACUAAGUAUGGCAAAUAG
Molecule: messenger RNA, 2841 nt
Organism: Aureobasidium melanogenum CBS 110374
Lineage: Eukaryota; Fungi; Ascomycota; Dothideomycetes; Dothideales; Saccotheciaceae
Exons: 7
Coding region: 1-2841 (946 amino acids)
Source: RefSeq, a predicted model, not a curated record